Messenger RNA from Penicillium verhagenii, 606 nucleotides. RefSeq lists its product as uncharacterized. The transcript has a single exon. The coding region runs from base 1 to 606 and encodes 201 amino acids. The record is from RefSeq and is a predicted model, not a curated record. NCBI's taxonomy places the organism in Eukaryota, Fungi, Ascomycota, Eurotiomycetes, Eurotiales, Aspergillaceae.
AUGGAUUCACCCUUUGAACCCCUCGGCGCCGUCAUGGACCCCGACGAGUUAUUGAAAUGUGAGCACACCAGACACCUAUCUAGAGGCCCCACGUUUGAAAAAGCUGUCGUCGGUGUCUAUUUCCUCAAAAAAAUCUUUACUACCGAAAUAGCUCUCCGGAAACUCAUCCAACGCCGUGCCGCACUCCCGAAUAUAAUCAAAGUCGAAGCCGAUGCAUCAAAGACUCAAGAACUGCGCGAAGAACUCAAUGGUAUUAACAAACAAAUCGAAGACAAACAGGUCACACUCCGCAAUGAAGAGGCUGAUCUGCCAAACUGGAGCAAUGUGCGUUUGAGGGACAGAUACGAUUAUGUGAAAGAGUUUGUCAUGUAUGAGUUUGAAUCUGAGCUUGUUGACGACUGUAAAGCCAGAAACGGAUGCUGCAGUCGUGGUUGUGAGUGUUGCGAGAAGCGCCACUCGAAGUCUCCCAGGGGAUCUGAAGGCACGGGUCACUGCACAUCCGAAUGUGAGUGUUGCGCAGAAACGAAGGGAGUUGAGGUGGAGUGUGAAUAUCCAGACAAUAUGGUGCAUAUUCUACUACGAUUGUUCAAGAAGUUCGGUGUGUGA